Messenger RNA from Fragaria vesca subsp. vesca, 1059 nucleotides. RefSeq lists its product as uncharacterized. Bases 51 to 815 code for a protein of 254 amino acids. NCBI's taxonomy places the organism in Eukaryota, Viridiplantae, Streptophyta, Magnoliopsida, Rosales, Rosaceae. Gene Ontology annotation, cellular component: transcription repressor complex. The record is from RefSeq and is a predicted model, not a curated record. The transcript has 7 exons.
GGCAGGGCAGACUGAGAGAAAGGAAAGGAAAGCAAAAUUCCCCGCCCAGAAUGGCUAUAGAUCCCAACCACACCGCCAACGCCGCCGCCGCCGCCGGACGUCCGCUGAGACCCAUAGCUCCUGCCCCUACUCCUCCUCCUCCUGCUCAUAUGUACACAGUCCCUAUGCGGGCCCAGUCUUCACCUGGUGCCCUUGUCUACCCCUCUGCCCGCCCUCCCUACCCUCCUCCCCUCAAUUUCCACCCUCAUCCUCAUCCUUAUCCUCCUCAUCUUCAUCCCUCUCCUCCUCCGCCCGCUUACCAAUCUCUUCUUCCCCCUCCAAUUAAGGACCUUCGCUUUUCUGGCCUGGUUGCUCCUCCGUCUUCAGUUCCCGACUCCAACGGCAUCAGGGAUAAAGGCAGAGAUGACACUCAAUUCCUCAUUCAAGAUCGCAAAGUCAGGAUAACAGAUGGAGCUUCUCUAUAUGUGCUUUGUCGCUCAUGGUUGAGGAAUGGUACUUCUGAAGAAAGUCAGCCACGAUACGGUGAUGCUACAAGGUCUCUUCCAAAGCCUUCACCCAUACCCAUGGCAAGUGCGAUUCCGCCAAACAAGGAUGAAGGCGAUAAAAAAGAAGACAACGAAGACAAGGUUGAGGAAUCCGUUGAACAUGUAUCACCAGAAGAUCUGUUAAAAAGACAUAUCAAACGUGCUAGAAAGGUUCGAGCACGAUUAAGAGAAGAACGCUUGCGACGAAUUGCUAGGUACAAGUCUAGGCUUGCUCUACUCCUUCCUCCACUUGUAGAACAGUUCCGAAAUGAUCUAGCAGCGGGAAAUUAGCGUAUGGAGAACUUUAUAAGAUAUCACUAAGCACCAAGUAGGAUUGUCUUUCGCUGUAUAAAUUUGUCUCGUGUUUGGUUUGUUGUACUUUUAUUUUAUUUUGGUGCUCAUAAACAUGAAAAAUGUUGUUAUCUAAAGAUGUUGGGAAAGACUUGUGAACUGAUCAGGUGCAACAUUGUGUUAACUGCCUAGAGGGUAUAAUUUUCAGUGACGAAUUGAUUCGAGCAUAUUCCAGUUCCAAACA